CUGCUGGUUCUCUCAGUAGGUGACCAUGUUGGGAAGAACAGGAACCUUCGUAGGACGUUGCAGGGUUGAGCUCCAGCAGCGGCAUCACUCCUUCUCCCACCCCCAACCUCCUCCUGAGCUCCCCAGACUCCAUUACCCAGCAGGCAGCAGGAGCAGGAAGUACAGGACGGGGCAGGAGGCGGGGCAUAUGAGCUCAGCUCAGAUCAACAGCAUCUUAAAGUCCAACGAAUACAGUCACAUCCUCCUCAGAGGUCCCGCUUCACAUGGCGUCCUUGGUUUCCAUAGCAACAUGUUGCCGUCCAACCAUCCUGGUGAGGACCGUCGCAGCAGCGCCACCUGCCUGCCAGGCCGCGGCGGUGUGCUGUUUGGUGUGUUUGAUGGCCACGCGGGGUCAGCGUGUGCUCACGCCGUUAGCCAGAGGCUCUUCUACUACGUCGCCAUAGCAACGCUGCCACUGAGGACGCUGGAGGAGCUGGAGCGGGCGGUGCAGGAGGAGCGGGCCGUACCGCCGCUGCUCGAGUGGCACAAAUACCCCCGAGACCACGACCUCCCUGAUGGAGGAGAGACGUUCUUCUACAGCCUCCGAAACUACUGGCAGGAGAGACUGCAGGAGGAGCAGGAGCAGGAGGAGGACGGAGGCAGGGUGACAUCAGCACUGGUCAAUGCUUUCCUUCGCCUUGACUACGACCUGUCUGUGGAGGCUCAGGUCCACCUACAAGUGUCUCUCCCUGGGGAGGCAUCAUCUCUGUUCUCACCCCUUCGGGUGGUGCUGUCUGGCUGCACGGCUUGCAUUGCCCACGUCUCCAGGGGCGUCCUGCAUGUGGCGAACCUGGGAGACAGUCGGGCCGUCCUGGGCGUCCAGGAGGCGGAUGGAUCCUGGUCGGCGGUCAGCCUAACCAACGACCACAAUGCUCAGAACCCGGAUGAGCUGCAGAGGAUUUUGGGGGAACAUCCGGCAUCUGAGCAGCGGACAGUGGUCCGCCAUGACCGCCUGCUGGGCCUCCUGCUGCCCUUCAGGGCGUUCGGCGACAUUCGCUUCAAAUGGAGCACCGAAAUGCUGAGUCGAGUCUAUGAGACGCGACCAGACGUCCUGUCUACAGUCAGCGAAGCGGUCCGUGCGCCACCGCUGCACUACCUGACCCCGCCCUACCUGAGCGCCCAGCCUGAGGUCACUGUGCACUGCAUCACACCGGCCGACAAGUUCCUGGUCCUGGCAACGGACGGACUCUGGGAGCUGAUGCACCGACAGACGGUUGUCCAGCUGGUGGGGGACCAGCUGACAGGUCUUCAGCAGCAAAAACCCAUAAUACCCGGCAUUGGCACAACGCUGGGCAACCUGCAGCGCCUCCUGCUGCAGAGGAGGGGGCAAGUCCUGUCAGUGCUGGAGGACCAGAAUGCUGCCACCCACCUGCUCCGCCAUGCCCUGGGGGAUGAUGGGUACGGAGCAGUGGCACCGAACCGCCUGGCCAAGAUGUUGAGCCUGCCAGCAGAGCUCGCCAGGAGGUACCGCGAUGACAUCACCAUCACUGUCAUCCACCUGAACGAGCCUGACCUUUGA
Plectropomus leopardus (leopard coralgrouper) is the source of this 1558-nucleotide messenger RNA. NCBI's taxonomy places the organism in Eukaryota, Metazoa, Chordata, Actinopteri, Perciformes, Serranidae. The record is from RefSeq and is a predicted model, not a curated record.